CGCGGUCCAUCUCACCAGACAAGCCUCUAGCCAUAGCACCAACGUCUUUGAACUUCAACAACCGCGUUAUCCCGCGAUCGAUCCUAGAUGACAACACUCCGACUUUGAGGCCUUCAUCAAACCUCUCGUCAAAUCUUUCCGAGCCUGCACCGGUGCACGACCUCGCAAGUUCAGACACGAGCAUGAAUGCCAAAUCGACCGACGAACAUAGAAGCAGCACAGAGGCGGUUCCUGAUUUCAAAGGCUUUGCGGCCGUAAAGCGAGCCAGUGGUACAACGUCGAAUUCUAUUGCAAAGGCCUCUGGAUCAGCCCCCUCACCUGCCGCGAAUACAACAACAAGCGCAACGAGCCUGGCGCGGUCUGGGACGCUCUCGUGGCAGCAACGACCAGGCUCAAGAGCAAGCGUACAGAAGACAGUGCCCUCGGAGUCUAGCAGCACGCACGACAACGUUCUUCCACACAAAACAGAGGAGCCAGAGCCAAGUCGGGAACAGAUUGCUGCGGCUCUUGGGACACGCGAUCCCUCGUGGUUUCGUCAAACCGCAGAUCGAGGCGCAGGAUCUGCCGCCUACAGAAAGAGCAAGGAUGAGGAUUACUCUGGCGAUCGCAGUUCAGCAUUGAAAAGAGAGCUUCCUGGUUUGUCCCGGGAAUCUUCAAUCGAUCCCGAAAGCGGAAAUAGUCCUCAGCUUUCAGAGAGUCUGUCAAACGGGGGCUCCACCCGAGAAAGUUUCCUCUCUACACCGACACGAUAUUCUGCUUCGUCACUGACCAACAACAAACCCGACCUCAAGUCGCCUGACCUCAAGUCACCAGAUCUCAAAUCAUUGAUCCUAGCAGAUGAGGGCCAGCAGCGAGCAUCUCCAGCAUUCGAACAGGCGCCAUCGACGGAAAGCGCUUCCAACCGAUCUAGUCGAAUCUUCGCAAUGUCGAGCUCACAAGCGCGACUCGCAAAUGGUGCCGACCGUCCCAUGACGCCCACGCGAGGUACCGGCGGUUUUGUUCAAAGUGCAAUGCUUAAACGGUCGGAUAGCGUCAGCAAAAGGUCGAGCAGCCAGAGUCCAACCCGACAGAACAGCGUCCUGAGCAAUAGAGGUGGAUAUGAGGCAAUCGUGAACCAGCGUGAGGUCCCGAAGCUCUACCCGACGCAAGGGUCAGCAACAGUAACAAAUGACGUCUUCCCAUCCGGCGGCACAAUUCUAGAGGAGAAAAGCUCCGACAAACCUGCAACGUCAAAGGUUCCCACUGACUCGAGUGCGCGUUCGACACACCGUCACACUCGAAGUAAGUCCGUAGCAUCAACUUUCAGCAUGAACGAAGACGGUGUUAUACAAUCGCCUGGCAGCCCGUCGAAGAGGUGGAGUCCCAACAAGUCAAGCUGGAUCGAGUCCGCUCUUACAAGACCAGAUUCUCCAUCAAAACCAGCGCCGUCGAAGAAUGCUCAACCCAGCUGGAUGGCAGAUCUCGCGAAGGCAAACGCGAAACGUGCCAGUGUGGAUGUUGCACAAGAUCCCGUACUUAAAAAUGCUUUGGAUCUCCGCCCGAAGCCCGAAUUGAUGACAUCUAGAUCAACUGCGCAAACUCCUCCUGUUGCUGAAAAAUACAGUUCGUCAACGACAAGACCCGACGCUACAGACUCUUUCGCAUCAUCAGCGAGCUCCGUCACUCCAAGACCGCUCCAAUCGAAAGUGAACGUCGGAUCUACAAAGCCUGCGCCUCUGUUUCAAGACAAGCCGAAAAGUCCCUUACCAAAACCUCAAAAAAUGGAGAAUUCAAGCGCAUUCGCAUCUGACACGCCUCCAGCAUUAAGCAUCAAAAGGGCGGAGACAAGUCCAGCUAUGUUGACAUCAUCGCCGGCAUUCAAGCCGCUGGAACGAGCUAGCAAUGCUACAACACCGAUCACCGAUUUCCGAAGCGCCCUCAAGAGUAGGGCUCCUGUAGAAGCUCAAUCGAAGGCAGAGCCUGAAUUCUUGGCAAAAUUUGGCAAUCUUCGGCGAACCCAGCAAGAGAAAUACGUGGCGCCUGAUGAACUGAAGAGUAACAUUCUUCGAGGUAAAUCCGGCCUAUCAGUCACUGGGGGGCCUGUCAAGUCGGUGAUCAAGGACGAGUUAAAGGAAAGUCUCCUUGCAAAGAAGGAGGAUAUCAAGAAGGCUAAAGACGAGGGUCGCGAGCUUCCAGGAGAGGUUCAUCAAAAGAAGACGGACAUAUUGCCCAAAGUUGUUCCAAAGCCAGAGGCUCUUGCGAAGCGGGAACUUCUUGGCCGCACUGACAGCACAAGGACGACGCAAUCUGCAGCUCCCGUGGUCGAAGCCGCCCCAGAGGCACUAGUCCGCCAUAAAAGCUUGAAGAAGAAGCCAGCUGUUGAAGAGACAAAGCCAUCGAUGGAGAGCGUUUCAGUCGCGGAUGUAGCAAUGGGUUCUCUCGCCUUGCUGUCAAAACAGGCCAGCGCGCCAGCUGCAAUUGAAACAAGACGCGCUCCCGAGACGAGCAAGCUCGCCGCUCGGUUUAACCCCGGUCUGGCAGGUAUGCUGGCCAGAGGUCCGCCAUCGGGCUCCGCGUCUCGGCCAGAGAGUGCCGCAAGUGGUGUGCAGACGCUUUCGCCUGCCAGCAACUCUGUUGGCGAACCAACCUCGGACCAGACAUUGACGGAUGUUCGGAAAGACCGUGCUAAGGGUCCCAAGAGACGCAAGGCCGGUGAGAAGAAUGCCAGUGGAAACACUGAGGUUGCCCCCGCAACGAAACCAGCUUCAGUACCAGCAUUGAACGUAGUCUCGACCCAACAAGACGAUGCUGCUGUUGUUACUUCGCCACCUCCCGUGACGCCGAACUCAGCCGUGCGUAAGAAUUUCUCGGCACCCUUCAGGAGAGAUGGCGCUGGCGCAUCUUCCGAAGAGCAAAGCGACGCCCAACCUGUUGCAUCAAAGCCAAAGCCUCAAGCACUUCCCGGAUCGGCUGCAUCAGUUAUGGCAAUGUCGCUAAAGAAGAGUUCGGAGGUAGAGCCUCUCACCUCGCCAACGCAAGCUUCCCAACCUGCCAGCAAGCCCUCGCCUCGAGCAAACUUUUCAAAGCCAAUAGCGAUGUCACAGAACUCAAGUUUGUCUCGCUCGCAACCUGCAUCCGAAACGGCUCCUGCUCCUGUACUUAGUAGUGUAGAUCCAGUACCUGAGUUCAAAGGCUUUGCUGGGCGCAAGACUGCGAGUGACGAGAGUCGAUCCCCACUCCCUCAAAGUCCCUCGGCGGAUCAAAAGCCUGCGUGGAUGAGGCAGCCACCCGUUCAACGCGGUGGAGCAUCAUCUCAAGUGCAAGCCAAUACACCCAAGAAGAUUUCGCAAGAAAACCUGCCUCGAUCAUCCAGUCUGCAGGCGCAACACGGUGCGACAGGGCUGGGUAUAUCCGUCGGAGAUGCGAGCCCAAAGCUCGGUGCAACAGCGACUUCGAAUAAUUUUCCGGCAAAGCCCGCCAAAUCAUCCCGAAUCGUCAGCGGUCAGCUUGUUGAGGAUCCAUUUAAGCCUGUGUCUCCGGUCGUUGCCCUUUCGAAACAGCCACGAAUAAAGACCGAAGCCAGCCGGUUCCUUCUGCGAGCCUUCGGGACUGUCAUCAAAUCUCAGGACUCACUCUCGAUAGACACACAAGCAACACUCAGUUGCGCGGAAAAGUUUGAAGACGAAGGCAGGACGACAAAGACUGUCAUUGAAGCAGUCCGUUCGAACGGCACAACCGAUCUUGUGCCAGUCCGAGAAGAGUACACACUUUUCGAUGAGACCGUUUAUCUAUGCACCAAUCAUUUCACCAGCGCCAAGGGUAUCAAUUCCAUACGCUUUUUUGUCUGGGCCGGAAGUCGCUCACGUGAAUCGACUGUCGACGCUGCUAAAACCCUUGCACAAAAGGCUUCCAGGGUGUAUGCGCUUGCCCCUGUGAGCACGAUACGUCAAGGUCAGGAGACGUCAGCCUUCUUGACAGCACUCGGCGGCAUUCUCAUCACGCGCCGAGGUGCCCGAGACAAGGCACGGAAGCAGUAUAUGUUGUGUGGUCGCAAACAGCUCGGACAUAUCGUGUUCGAUGAAGUUGAUUUCGGAGUCAAUUCGUUACAGCCCGGCUACAUUUAUAUCAUCUCAUCUGGGAGCCGGAUGGAGGAUCCCAAAGUCUACAUCUGGAAAGGUAGUGCGUGCUCCACUGACGAACUCAGCGCCGCAAGACUCGCUGCUAUGGACCUGACUCCCACCGGUGGCAUAGAGGUCGAGAACAGCUACGAGCAGCAGAACAUCUCCAAAGUCUUCGGGCCUCGUACCACCAUUGCAAACUUCCCUCGCUCCAACGAACUCUGGAAACACAAAGCCAUGGCUCCGAACAAGUUCGUCACCCGCCUCUUUCGCUUCCAACACAUCCCCGCCAAACCUCCGGGCCUCAUCAGCUCCUUCUUGGGCCGCCGCCCGAGUCUCUCUCCGAUGAAUACCGGCAAACCCGAGCCCAUCAAAGCCACUGCCACGCCUCUCCAAGCAAUCAUCCAGUCUGUCCUCGAGCCUGAAGGGAUAUAUCUCCUAGACGCCUCAUACAAACUCUACCUCCUCAUCGGACCACUCUUCGCUUCCAUGCAACCCGUCACCACUCGCGACGCGCUCUUCGCCCAAGCGCUCCUCUUCGCUUCUGAAUAUGCUAUUUUGGCCGCCGGCCUCGAGGAUCGUGUCUCCAUCCCGAAGUGCGUAGUUGUCUUCGCCGGCGUGCCGCUCGAUGUGAAGAUUUUGUUUCGCCAAUGGGACGAGGGCUUGGGCCUUUGGGGUACGGGUGGAUUGAUGGCUGGCCUGGGAAAGGGUAGUCCUGGGGGUAAGGAGGUUGCGAUUCCUUUGGAGGAGGUCGUGAAUGAGGUUUUCCGCUCGUGAUCAUGGGGUGUGCUUUUGGGGCCUAUUCUUCCGGAGUUCGCAGAGCGCGUGAUCAUUGGCGCUUUUGCGGCGGGGUUGGCUUUAAUGAUUGCGAUAACGUGUGUGUUGGGAUUGAUGCAUUGGGAUGAAGUGGCGUAUUCGUCUGUUGGCAAUCAUGGA
Molecule: messenger RNA, 5033 nt
Organism: Dissoconium aciculare CBS 342.82
Lineage: Eukaryota; Fungi; Ascomycota; Dothideomycetes; Mycosphaerellales; Dissoconiaceae
Exons: 2
Coding region: 183-4874 (1563 amino acids)
Source: RefSeq, a predicted model, not a curated record